Messenger RNA from Daphnia magna, 3014 nucleotides. It is a transcript of the gene unk, whose product is annotated as RING finger protein unkempt homolog. The record is from RefSeq and is a predicted model, not a curated record. Gene Ontology annotation, molecular function: metal ion binding. The coding region runs from base 200 to 2467 and encodes 755 amino acids. Lineage: Eukaryota; Metazoa; Arthropoda; Branchiopoda; Diplostraca; Daphniidae. The transcript has 10 exons.
CGAAAAACCCUCGUAACAUAAAUGCCACGCCGCGAUGGCGUUGUCUGGCAAAGCUUUCGGCCCUCCAUUUCUACUUGCGCGAUGCAUGGAUUUGUUUGACUGUUGCGUAUCUAGUUGCGUAUCAAUAGCAUAGAAACCUGUGCCUUCAUUCUUUACCUGCUCACAUACUGACCCGUUAUCGAAUGCAAUUUUUUUAAAAAUGCCUGACAGCGUAACAUCACGCGAGGUUACCAUUCAGCAAUCUGAAAUACCUCAGCAUUACGCGUAUAUUUACAAAUUUCGCGUGGAACAGUGUCCUUUAUUUCUACAGCACAAGUGUACGCAACAUCGCCCUUUCACUUGUUUUCACUGGCAUUUCCAAAACCAAAGAAGGCGAAAACCUGUACGAAGAAGGGAUGGUACUCUGAAUUACAGUGCUGAUGAGUAUUGCACAAAAUAUGAUGAAACCACAGGGAUUUGCCAAGAUGGUGAUGAAUGCCCAUUCCUUCACAGAACUGCUGGUGACACUGAAAGAAGAUAUCAUUUGAGGUACUUCAAAACUGCUCCAUGUGUUCAUGAAACUGACACUAGAGGAUUUUGUGUAAAAAAUGGAGUGCAUUGUGCAUUUGCUCAUGGGAAUUCUGACUUACGCAAUCCAGUGUAUGACAUCCGUGAUAUAAGGUCCAAAGAUACUGCAGAGGCAGACCUUACUGGUCCAAAUGCUCUUGAUAAAGAACGAAGUCUUUUGAAUGAUGACCCAAAAUGGCAAGAUACCAAUUACGUUUUAACCAAUUAUAAGACAGAACAAUGCAAAAAACCACCACGUCUUUGUCGACAAGGAUAUGCUUGUCCACAAUAUCACAAUAGCCGAGACCGCAGAAGAAGCCCCAAAAAAUUUAAAUACCGGUAUUUAUUUAUAUAUUUUUUUUCUGACGCAAUUUGUUCUUUGAGCUAUUUGUUUAUUUAUGUUAAUUCCAUUUUAAUGUGUUCCGUAAGUUCUACACCAUGUCCAAAUGCCAAACACGGAGAGGAAUGGGGUGAUCCUUCUGGAUGUGAUAAUGGGGAUCUGUGUCAGUACUGCCACACUCGAACGGAGCAACAGUUUCACCCAGAAAUUUACAAAUCCACGAAAUGUCAUGACAUGCAAACAAAUAGUUAUUGUCCUAGGGGAUCGUUUUGUGCGUUUGCCCACGGGGAUUUUGAAGUGGUAAGAGACAAUGGUGCACAUCAGGAUGGUGGAACCAAUUUGGCUGACCUUCUGUCUAGCGCAUUGCCUCCAGCGAACAAUCGAUUUUAUGGAAAAGAAAGUGGAAAUUUGAAUGAUGCGAACGAUGGACGCAUUGAUUUGCUUCUUGAUAAUUCUCCUAGAAGCAUACUGGAUAAUCCUUCUACCUCAUCUGCAACAGCCAGCACAAGCGUUCCUAUGCAAACAGCUUAUAGCCGGUUGCAAAGUUUGGAGACUGGUGAAUCAAUCUUGGCUUCUAGCGGGCCAACAGGUGUUGGUACCAGUUUAGGAGGCUUUGGUCCUUUGGUGCACCCAAUAUGUAAACCGAGGUCAUUGUCAGUACCGGGAGCUGAUAUGACUUCCUCGGGUCUUGAUCGAAUGAUAAGUUUGGAUCGAGAUGACUGGGAUCCUGUUUCAAAUCCUGAAUUGUUACGCGAACAGUUUGAAAACCUUGCAAAAAAAUCUAAUUUGUACGGCACGGGUACUCUGGGUGGUCUGUUAUCACAUCUUCAACCAGCUGCUUAUUUUCCAACUGCAGCAAGGUUAACCAAUUCAACUAAUGCAGCAGAAUGUGUUGUCGGACACGCAAUGGAUGAAAAUGAAGAACAGUUUAAAGACAGCAGUCGAGAAUACGAAGCAGAACAACCUUCAUUGUGUGAGUCGAUAACGAUGGGUGUUGGGCUAUUAACAGGAUCAGCUCCUGUUAAUAUACCACGAAGUGGACUUGAUCGCCACCCUCCACGCUUGUCCCCCUCACCACCAGCCAUAAAUCUGUUCUCGGGGAUACGAGUUGGCACUCAGGAAAGACCGUUGGAAGGAUCGGCCAAUUCUGGGUCUCUAUUUUUCAAACGGGUUGGAAGUUAUAGUAAUGCGGGCGCGCCGUUUCACGACUGGGUGAAUCACCAAACUAGUCCAAGUAACAACACUUGUAGAGGAUUGGCGAGUUCUGGUGCAAAUACCUCGCCUUUACUAAGCAAUCUAGCUUCUGCGAGUGGCUCGCUUGGAAAUCACGAGUUGCAGAGACUGCGAGAAGAAGCCACAACUUACCAAGCAAAAAUGCUUUCCCUAGAGGAAGAUUUGUCGCAAGCUAGAAGUGCCUGCGAUGUUUGGAGAUGUAAAGCAAUGGUUGCUGAGCAACAGCGUGAUGAGGCGGUGGCAACGAUAGCUGCUCUUCAAAACGAAAUGAGGUUACUUCGCGAUUCGCUAUCUGUUCACUCGCAUCGAAUCAAAGAAGGGGAAGACUUGCGACAUGUUCCGAUUUAAUUACAGCGAUAUCACAGCUGCCGAGUUAUUCAUUCUACAGCUAACUUUCAGUUGUUUUUCGUUUGAUUUCAUGCCCACUUAGGUAGUAAGUACUUGAUAAAUUUUCAUACACUUCUCGGAUGCCCAUCAUUUUCGAAGUAAAAUUCUUCGGCGUAUAUUAUUGUCAUCCUUAGGUUACGUUAGGUUUGCUUCGUUGGCUUGUGCUGCAUAAUUUUUUCUUGUCCAAUCCAUCUAUUAUUAACGAUGCCAAUUCUGACGACUGUUCUAUUUCUGUUUUCUGUUCCUUUCUCUCAGUGCUUGAAUGUCCACUUUAAAGUGGUUUGUUCUCCAUUUCCUGUUGAUGCUGAUAUUCAAACAGUGAUGAUGUUGAUAAUUCUUUUUUUUUCUCUCUCUCCCUGUCUGUCAUUUCAUUGCAAUUCUUCAGGAAUAGUUUUGUCUUCCCAAUUCUUCAGACCAUAUGGUUAGACAGUUAAACUGCAACAUUGCACCAUGGUACCAACAAUUAGCCGUAGGCCUAAAAAUAUUAAUAAAAUGUCCGUUACCCAGA